AUGAUCGGCAUCGAUGAGGCAUAUGCCCACGAUGAUGAAGGAUAUGGCAGUGCCCCCCCCCAUCCCCGGUGGCCAUGCGUAGUUCCCCCCCCCACCAGCGAUGACAUAUUAGGAGCAUUGACACAGGAGCAGCGCCAGCAUCCCGACCGAACGUUCCCCGAAUGGGUCACAUAUUUGGUGGAUUUAUUCAUGGUUCGUGGGACCAAUGGCCCCGUCCAGUGGUGGUUAGAUUUACGUACGUACGGACGGACGAUAUUUAUGAAUACCCCCAGCGAGGGUCAUAUCGGGUGGAAGUCCGGAGAUGAAUUGUUGUACAAACAGAUCCAUUUUACCAUGGGCCAUUUCCGCGGAUUUGUGCAUGGGUUGGUUGGCCGGUUACGGCAGCAGUUGGUCCACGAGUUGAUGUUUUGCACCGAUCACCCGCCCCCAGCCAUCCCGUGGGAUCAUUUGUACGAUGAUGCCACGCAGAGUGCCACCGGAUGGAGUUUUUUACAGGAUUUACGUACAUCGUGGCCGGUCCAGGGUCCGACGUGGUUCAUGGAGCGUAUCCGCCACGAGCCCCGAUUACAGCGUCAGUUUGUACAGUCCCACGGGGCCGGGUUCCGGAUGCCCGCCAUCGAUCGGUUUUUUCGAGUGGUGAGCCAGUUCCGUGAGCGGUUAAGCGUGGCCGUCCAUGUUUGUGCCGGUCAACCCAGCCGGGGUCCCGAGUUAAUGAGCAUCCGGCAUCGUAACAGUGAGCGAGAGCGCCGCAAUAUAUUCAUUGAGGAUGGCAUGGUCACAUUUGUCAGUCGAUACCAUAAGGGGUUCCAUGUGGCCAAUGAUACCAAGGUGAUUUUCCGAUAUUUACCCCGGGAGAUUGGUGAGUUGGUCAUAUGGUAUUUAUGGUUAGUAUUGCCAUUUGUGGAGCAGAUGCAGUCAUAUCAGCGGCAUAUACGGGGCGAAGCCGCCACCAUCGGUCGACGGGCCGAGUAUGUAUGGUCCCCGGAUCCCGAUCGGCAGACCGAGUGGAGUAGCGUCCGGUUACGGGAGGUAUUGAAGCGCGAGACCGCGAUUGGAUUGGAUGGGCAGAAGUUGGGAUUACAGGCAUACCGUGACAUCGCCAUCGCCAUCAGCCGGCGGUAUUUACGCCCCAGCAGUCAGUUCCAGGCCAACACCGAGGAGGAGGCCCCCGACAUUGACGACGAGACAUCCAUGGAUGAUGAUGGGAUCCGAGCAUUCAUUGCGGAUAUCCAGGCCGCGCAUUCCGCCAGCAUUGCCGGGACGCAAUAUGGCCGGAUGAUGAUGGAGAAUCCCAACACCACGGCCCGGCACCGCGAGUUAUUCCGCCAGGUGAGCCAGGAUUGGCAUUAUUUUUUAGGAUUCGAGUCCACCCGUAUCGAACAUGACCGCCGGGCCCCCGGCACCAAGCGUAAGCCCAACCCAUGGGAAGUCGAAACGGCCGAGGCCCGUACGCAGCGUCGAUAUGAUUUACACCAGACCAACAUAGACGAGGCAUUCCAGCACAUGAUGGGGAGCAACACCGUAGCAUUGCGGGGGCAACAGGGUCCCGUAUUACAAGCCAUCAAGCAUGGGGUAAGCCCCAUUGUGGCGGUCAUGCCCACCGGGGGAGGUAAGAGUGUGUUGUUUAUGUUGCCCGCGUGGGUGAGUGGCCGUGCCGGGUUAACCAUCGUGGUUGUUCCAUUGAUUGCAUUACGCGGUGACAUGGAAGCACGAUGCCAGCGAUUGGGGAUUUCAUGUGCGGUAUGGGACCCCCGACGGCCACCCGAUGGGGUAUCCAUCGUAUUGAUCACGCCCGAGAGCACCGACAGCGAUGCAUUUGCCGAUUUUGUGACCCGGCAGCGGAUGUUACAGCGAUUAGAUCGGAUUGUGGUGGACGAGUGCCAUAUGGUAUUAAGUCAACAGGAGCGAUUCCGGCCAUUAUUCCAGCAGUUGGGCAAGUUACGAACCGCAGCCACCCAGAUCGUGAUGUUGACCGCGACAUUGCCCCCCCGCAGCGAGGAAUUAUUAUUCCAUCGGAUGCAUUGGGUCCGGGAUCAAGUGGUAUUAUAUCGGGGCCACACCAGCCGGCCCAAUAUCGCAUAUCGUGUCCAUACGAUCCCCGUAGACGAUGGAUAUGACCAUCCGUUCCAGUGGGUGCAGAUGCGGAGUGUGAUCCAGUUCAUCCAGGACCGUGUUCGCCGAGCGUACCCCGGCCGGGUGAUCAUAUAUGCCACCGUCCGGGCCCAUGUCACCGCAUUGGCCGAGUUAUUAGGUUGUGCCGCAUACCAUAGCAAGCAGGUGGACAAGGAAGGGAUUUUGGCAUCAUUCCGCCACCAGGCCGGGGCGGUGAUCACGGCCACCAGUGCGUUAGGGAUGGGGAUUGAUAUCCCCGAUAUCCGCAGUGUGAUCCACGUUGGUCAGCCCCGGACCAUGUUAGAUUACGCGCAGGAAAGUGGGCGGGCCGGGCGUGAUGGACAGCCCAGCGAGGCGAUUAUCAUCCAGGCCGAGGGUCAGACGAUGGGGCGGGAAUGCCGUCCGUUUUGGAUGCACGAUGCGCCCCCGGACGACCAUGCCCAUGUUGUUGAGUAUAUGGAGGCGGCGGUGACGGGUUGCCGGCGAGUGAUAUUGGAUGGGUAUUUGGAUGGACCCAUCGAGGAAUACCAACGACAGCGAUGUGGUGAUCGGGUGGUCGAGUCCGCAUGUGAUGGAUGUAUGCCCAAUUGGGAAGACCAGGAGUCCCGGAUUGGAUCCGCGUCCCCCGUUAUCGCCGAUGACCCGAUGGUUGAUGUUGGGGCGGUUGAGCCGGUGAUGGCCGGCCCGACGGAGGAUAUUCCCAGCACCAUGGCCCGGGCCGUACCAAUCGCCAUCCAGCAUACAUUUCGGCAACAGGAUAUCCAACGGGCCGAAUUAUGCCAGCAGGCGGAUGGGAGGGCCGGUCAGCAAUAUGAGGAUGAAGAGUUUUUGAUCCGUGAGAUUGAGAAGUGGGUUGAUCGUUGUUGGACAUGCAGCCAAGGAGGCCGUGACGAUGGACAUGAGAUGUGGAAGUGUUGGUAUGGUGAAGGGGGCAGCGGCAAGAUUGCGCAGGCCAGUAAGGAUUGGAUGGUCAAGAUUCGACGGCAGAUUUCGUACGAUGGGUUCACGGCGCAUUUUUGGUGUGGGAUGCCGCAGUAUAUAUGUCCGCGGAGCGAUCGGCGAACGGAGCAUAGUCCGCAGACGGUCCAGGCAUGUGAUGGAUAUCGUACGGCAUUGAUUCCGACGAUUGCGAUGAUGGUGCAUGGGCCCCAUGCCAAUGCAGUAAUCCGAGAACGGUGGUUCCAGCGAUUGAGUGAGCAUGGGGUGGAUAAUAUCCGGGCGAACGAUACAGAGUUGAUUCGGUAUUUGGGACAGAUGGCGCGGAAUUGUGGACGAAAGCGAGCGCAGAUUACGGAAGAGUUUAUUUGGUUACGGAGAGCAUAUCAAGGAGUUGAGCGUGGUGGGUAG
Molecule: messenger RNA, 3459 nt
Organism: Penicillium manginii
Lineage: Eukaryota; Fungi; Ascomycota; Eurotiomycetes; Eurotiales; Aspergillaceae
Exons: 1
Coding region: 1-3459 (1152 amino acids)
Biological process (GO): double-strand break repair via homologous recombination
Cellular component (GO): cytoplasm; chromosome
Molecular function (GO): nucleic acid binding; four-way junction helicase activity; 3'-5' DNA helicase activity
Source: RefSeq, a predicted model, not a curated record